AUGUAUAUCAAGAACAUGGGUCCCAGGGGCCAGAUCAGCUUGGAGUGCGGGGAAGAUAAGCGCAGUCUUUGCUUCAAAUUCACUGUUGAGGCUUCCUCUGAACUCGGAAAGUCAUGGCUUAAGGUAUACUGCUCAUUGGAUGAAAAGCUUUUAUUUGAGUACAAUAAUGCCAACAAAGCUGAACUUGUGGGUAGCAUUGGAGAAGGAAAUUCCACCAAAGUAUGGGAAGAUGUGACUCAAACGGUUAAAGAAAUGGGGCAAGAGUUCAGGAAGAGGCUAUUACACAUCAGACCAAAGACAAAUAAUACCAAGGAUCAUCCUGAGUUGCAAGUCAACAUGUGCUGUCAACGUGAACUUGAACAGAACACUGGUGCCUCCUUGCUGUUCAACCUUAAUAAACAAAAUUUAGUCUUAUUUGAUCCAAACAGCAUGACUUGGACAGAGCUUCAUCCUGAAGCAAGAGGUGUUAAAACCAUAUUGGAAAAUGACAAGGAACUAGAGAAAGAUCUCAAGAAGUUUUCCAUGGGAGACUGUAGUCACUGGCUCAAUGAAUUCUUAAAGCACUGGACAGAAAUUUCAAGACAAACGGUAAAGACUUUAGAUGCCGUACAGAUGUCACCAAAAUCUUGGAAUAUGAAUGCGAUCAUCACUGUAGUCUUCACAAUCGUAAUCCUUAUUCUUAUCGGUGUCUUCAUUGGUGUCGUCAUUUUCUGGAAUCACAUAGUCUCCUACAUUCGUAGAACUCUCAGGGGUCAGCACACCCCAAGUGCAGUGGGUGAGCCUCACCCUGAGGAAACCAUCUGCAUGAACGUGAUGUGUCCUAUGGAAGGUGAUUCUCCAUGCUGCUCCUCAGCUUCUUCUGUAAUCUGAUCUGCAGUCAUUGUCAACAGCUGCCUCUGGUACAUCUCUGGAAUAGUCCCUAUCUCUCUACAUCACAGCCAGAAAACAAAACCUUCUGAU
Molecule: messenger RNA, 960 nt
Organism: Microtus oregoni (creeping vole)
Lineage: Eukaryota; Metazoa; Chordata; Mammalia; Rodentia; Cricetidae
Product: retinoic acid early transcript 1E-like
Exons: 6
Coding region: 1-870 (289 amino acids)
Biological process (GO): antigen processing and presentation of endogenous peptide antigen via MHC class I via ER pathway, TAP-independent; antigen processing and presentation of endogenous peptide antigen via MHC class Ib; immune response
Cellular component (GO): external side of plasma membrane
Source: RefSeq, a predicted model, not a curated record